Molecule: messenger RNA, 279 nt
Organism: Linum tenue
Lineage: Eukaryota; Viridiplantae; Streptophyta; Magnoliopsida; Malpighiales; Linaceae
Source: the annotation of a GenBank genome assembly
CUUAUAUGGCUGAUAUCAGAAGAUAAAGAAAACGAGCAUAGAGAUGAAUCGCGAGCAGCAGCGGUGGCGAAGGGAGGAAAGAAGAAGGGAGUCUCCUUCGUGAUCAAUUGCGGGAAGCCUGUGGAGGAUAAGAUCAUGGACAUCGCUUCGCUCGAGAAGUUCCUCCAGGAGAGAAUCAAGGUGGGCGGCAAGACCGGCGCUCUCGGCGACGCCGUCGCCAUCUCCCGUGAAAAGAACAACAUAACCGUCACAUCCGACAACAGGUUCUCUAAGCGUUGA